AAAAAAGAUUUAAAAAAAUAACCUUAUUAAGCUUUGUUUGGUAUUUAAGAUAUAUGUUAUCUGAUACGCAUCCCUUUAUAUCCAUUUUAACUAAGACACAGCAACGAAUAGAUGGAAACUGGAAAGAAGUAAAAAAAAAAAAAAAAAAAAAAAAAGAAUGUUUAAAGUUGAGCAACUUGGAAUAUUGAGGUUCAGUGGGAACCCAAAUGUCAUCCGGUACCAAUCUGGCAUUGAUGCACAUUGAACAAAUUUGUUUUUUCCAAUUUAUGGGAAUCAUCAACAAGUUACGAUAAAAAUAAUAGUGCGAGUGAUUCCCUCCAAAAGGAGAAAACAACAAAGAUCACUAGUUUUAUUAUGUGAAUGCAGAUGCAGGGUCGCCAGGCCAGCUGGUGUUUGCUUUGUGUGGGUUUCUUUAAAUAAUCAUCUACCACUGUACAAAUAGUUUACGAUCAAUAUCCGCUGCAGGCAGCAUUGGGAUAGAUAGCAAGCCGGAUAGAAUGGAUUUCUUCUUCUUCUUCUUCUUCUUCUUCUUCCUCGUGAAUUGCUUACUCGGCCUCAUCUCCUUCACCUUCCUCCGCUUCCUGGCAAGGAAAGCAACCAACAACCAAACUCCGGCGGCCAAACUCCCGCCUGGACCCGCCCGGCUGCCAAUCAUCGGCAACAUCCACAACCUGGGCUUCAACCCUCACAAAUCACUGGCCGACCUAGCCAAGGUCCAUGGGCCCUUGAUGAGCCUCAAGCUGGGCCAAGUCACCACCAUCGUGGCCUCUUCCCCAGCUGUAGCCAAGGAGAUCCUCUUAAAGCACGACAAGCUCCUCUCCAACCGCCACGUCCCCCUCGCCCUGCAAACCCUCGACUUCCACAAAUUCUCCAUCAGCAUGCUCCCAGUGGAACCAAGGUGGAGGAACCUCAGGAGAGUGUGCAACUCGUACAUCUUCACCCCCCAGAAGCUGGAUUCCAACCAGGGCCUCCGGAGGGACAAGAUUGUGGAGCUCGUGGAAGCUGUUCGACGAAAUGCCUGCUGCGAGGAGGACAAGGUGGCCGUGGAUGUGGGGAAAGUGGCGUUCAGGGCCACUUUGAAUGCGCUGUCGGCGACCAUUCUCACGAUGGAUCUGGCGGAUGAGGAGACGUCGGAGGCCGCCGGGCAGUUCAAGGAGCUUGCGAGCGGGAUGACGCAUGAGGCUGGGACGCCCAACUUGGGGGACUUUUUCCCGUUUUUGGCCAGGUUUGAUGUGCAGGGGAUACAGAGGAGGAUUAGGGUUCAUAUGGAGAAGGCUUUGAAUCUUUUUGAAUGGUUAAUCGACCAACGGUUGAGGGAGCGGAAGUUGGAGAGCUAUGUCUCCGCUAACGACACGCUCGACACGCUUCUAGCCAUCAAUGACGAUGCCGAAAAUCGCCAAUUUCACAUGGAUCUACAACGCAUCAAGUACUUGUUCUUGGAUCUAUUUGUUGCUGGGACUGAUACAACUGCAACCACUCUGGAAUGGGCAAUGACAGAGCUCCUCCGCAAUCCCAACGCUCUUACUAAACUCAAGGAAGAACUUGACCAAGCGAUUGGAAAAGACAAUCAUUUUGAGGAAUCAGACAUUCCUCGAUUGCCAUAUUUGCAAGCAGUAAUAAAAGAGAUCUUCAGGUUGCACCCACCUCUUCCCCUGCUACUUCCCCAUAAAGCAGGGGCAGAUGUGGAAAUCGGUGGUUUCACCGUGCCCAAAGGUGCGCAGAUUCUAGUAAAUCUAUGGGCAAUAGGCCGAGAUCCGAUGAUAUGGGACGACCCAAACUCGUUCACACCAGAAAGAUUCUUGGGAUCGGAGGUUGAUGCUAGGGGGAACCACUUUGAAUUGAUCACAUUUGGUGCAGGGAGAAGGAUAUGCCCUGGAAUGUCAUUAGCGCAUAGGAUGUUACAUAUGAUGUUAGGUUCAUUAGUUCAUUGGUUCGACUGGAAGCUACCGAGUGGAGUCGAACCAGGACAACUAGAUAUGAAAGAGGAGUUUGGAGUGACUCUGCAAAAAGCCAAACCUUUGCUUGCUGUUCCGACUCUGAGAUGAGACCAUCAAUGAUCAUAGUGUAUGAAAAGAGAGUUGGCUGAUCAUCUGAGAUGAGAAAAAUUGGUGAUGCAGGUCAUUAGCAUCAAUCUCAUUUCAUUUAGGGUCUUCCAUUUCUUUCCUUUCUUUUUCUUUUCGCAGUAUAGCUAUUAGGUACCAAUUAUGUCACUGUUUUUUUCCCAAUCCGACUUUCCCCCCAUUCUUCUUCUUCUAAAUAAAACUUUAUUGUCUAGAUAAAAUUACAGAAACCAUAAGAACAAUACAAUCCAAGCCAAACCUAAUUCGAAAGCCAGUAAGCCACCUUACUAAUCAGCAACAAGGCUGAGAAAAAACUCAAACUGACAUAUAAAGUUGCAGCUAACCUUGAACCUGGAGGUUCCUGGUUUGAAUCCCUUCAGUAGUGACUGAGACAGCUCCCCUAAUUUUGAAUCUUUACCUUCUGUAGCAAAAAGUACUGCUCAAUUUCUUGCACUGAGUGGAGCAACCAAGGAAUCAUGCCACAUCACCAAUCUCCAGCAUUACUUUGUAAGCAAAGUAUCAUUGAACGACCCGAGUCUUGGAAAACCAAGCUGCCUAAUUCCACGUUUGUAAAUCCAUUUACACCUUAUAGCUUGGAAUUCCCAAUUAAGUUUCACUAUCAGACAAUGCCCCUGAUUUUUCUUUCCUGCGCGUAAAGCUUUGUUGUCCCAUGUUUUGUUAUGAGACUGUCCUUAAUAAAAAUGCUCAUCGUUA
Molecule: messenger RNA, 2774 nt
Organism: Linum trigynum
Lineage: Eukaryota; Viridiplantae; Streptophyta; Magnoliopsida; Malpighiales; Linaceae
Source: the annotation of a GenBank genome assembly